Lepisosteus oculatus (spotted gar) is the source of this 1854-nucleotide messenger RNA. RefSeq names its product E3 ubiquitin-protein ligase TRIM39. Gene Ontology annotation, molecular function: protein binding; zinc ion binding. The record is from RefSeq and is a predicted model, not a curated record. Lineage: Eukaryota; Metazoa; Chordata; Actinopteri; Semionotiformes; Lepisosteidae.
UCUUGGCGAGCCAAGGUCAACUUUAGUUUGAUUCUGCUGUUAUUUGGCCCACAGAACUUUAAAAGUUGAAAACAACUAAAAAAUACUCCUACCAGGUAUUUUGCCCUGGUAAGAGAAGUCGAGAGUUUUAUUUUUUUAUUUUGACUUUCCGAUUUCAUUCGCAGAGGACUGUGUAAUACCGGGUACGAUGAGCUACACUACCCCGGAUAACUCGGUGGCUUGCACGGCACACAACAAAGGUCUGAUAAUCUACUGCCGGACUUGUGAUUACUGUGUCUGUGCGGACUGUCUAGUCAGUGCGGAACACCGUGAACACGAAUUAAAGUCCCUCUUGGAUGGCUACAAACAACAAAUGAAUGAGUUGAAGAAAACCACCAAGCAGCUGAAGACUGACCUGAGGAUCACGGGAGAUGUCGAGGCACAAAUUGUCAAGGCAGAGAAUGAUGUAGAGGACAUGGUGGCGAAGGUGAGAGAGUCUGUGGCCAAUAAAUAUCUGGAGCUGCGGAAGUUGAUUGACAACAAUGAGAAGAAGGCCUUUCAGCUAAUAGCAGCCGAGCACAAGAGCAUUCGGCUGCAGCUGGAAAGAUGGAAAACGGACUGUAAUGCCUAUCAGAACAAUGCCACAGAAAUUGCAGAGAGUGCCGAACAAAAGAGCCAAUUGGCAGAGAAAAGCAAUGACUGCUCCAUUGUCACUGAGCUGAUGGACAUCAGUGCACUCAAAUUAAGUGUCAAAUCUUUGGAGUUCUUCAUUCAGCGCCUCAAGAAGGAAAUGCGCUUUGACCACCACAGGCUGGCAAUUCUGGAGAAGUCAGUGGAGCACAUUGUUAGGAAGAAUAUGGAGCUCCUGCCGCGUCCUUGGGAGUAUGCUGUGGACCUCAUGUUUGACGAAAACACCGCUCACAAAAACCUCCAGGUUUCAGAAGAUAAAAAACAGGUCUCCAAUGUCUCUUCGCCCCAGAAGGCCCGAAAUACGGAUGAAUGGUUCGACAUCAGGCCAUACGUCCUUGCCACUAAUACCUUCUCCAGUGGGCAGCAUUACUGGGAAGUGGAGGUGCAGGGCAUGGCAAACUGGUGUGUGGGAGUGGUGUACGACCACAGAACAUGCAAAGGAAGCGAAGCAGCCCUGGGUCUUGACAAGAAUUCCUGGGGCUUGCAGAUGUUUGAUGGGGAGUUCCUGGCCAUGCACAAUGGGGAGAGUAUCUUGCUGGAAAAGUGGAAUGUGUGUUACCGUGUGGGGAUCUUCCUUGACUAUAAGAAUGGGUACCUGACCUUCUUCUGUAUUAAUAAAGCACAGCCCAUGCAUACCUUCAGGGCCAAGUUCAAAAAGCCUCUGCGCCCAGCCUUUGGCAUCAACUCUAAUUCAACUCUGCUUCUCUGUAACCUUGUGCCAGAGGAAGACCCAGCUGGAUCAGAUCUGGGCUUUGAAGAAUCCAUGCCUGAGCUUGAGGAGACAAAUGACUCUAGCUAUUCAAUGGCCGGUAGCCAAUGACAUCAGUCCAGCAAAGCAGAGCAUCAUGAUGCAAGGACAUGAGAUGUCUUAUGUCCUGCGUCCAUGCUCAGGCCAACUUGAGUGGACUUGAGUACUCUCAACUUGGUAUGAAGUUUGCAAAAUGUAUGCUGGGGGUCAACUCUGCAUUUCUAGAAUUUGCCGACUUCUGCAAGUUAUUACAUGGACUGGGAGGUUGUCAUUGGUUUUGUUGUGGGAGGUGAACAGGAUGUACUGUAGAUAACCAGUGUAAACAUCACUGAUCAUCCUAACAUUGUACUGUAACCUGCUGUAAUGAUAUUAUAACUCGCUACUUUAAAUUUAAACACUUUGGAAAAAUUGGGGGAAAAAAGCAGAAGUAAAGAGAG